Molecule: messenger RNA, 3064 nt
Organism: Rhopalosiphum padi (bird cherry-oat aphid)
Lineage: Eukaryota; Metazoa; Arthropoda; Insecta; Hemiptera; Aphididae
Exons: 3
Coding region: 1703-2749 (348 amino acids)
Molecular function (GO): protein binding
Source: RefSeq, a predicted model, not a curated record
UUGUAUGACGAUGUCGAGAAAAAAAAACAAAAGUUCUUCAAGAUGCGAAUUUUUUCAAACAUACUUGUUUUUUUUAAAUCUCAUCUGUCCCUUUUUCAAAUAGUGGCAUUUUCUUAUUUGUGGCUUAAAAAUGUUUCUCUAUCUUUUAUAAUGGAACAAAUCUCUAUUUCGGAAAAUACUGCAGUAGAUUGGGCAACUUUUCACAGAGAAGUCAUUUUUGACUGUAUGAUUAUACGUCAUGAGAAGAUUGGUGAGUUUGUAAAAUUAAAAUUAAAAUGAUUUAAAUAUUUUGAAUUUUUUAUGAGAUACAUACAAAUCCAUACCCUUAACUUAUGUAAUAAACGUAAUACAAUUUUAAAUAUUUCAAAUAUUAACUAUAAAAGGUGGAAUAGGCAAAACAGUCGAAAUUUGGUCGACGUAAAUACCAUCGUGGCCAUCGAGUAGAAGGCCAGUGGAUUUUUGGAGGAAUUCGCGUGGUAGCUAAACUGCAAUUGUUCUGCAUUAGGCGCAUUAGCUUUUUUUUUGUUCUUAUGAAGUUCGCUGUUAUCAGUUGUAAAAUCGGAAAUCUGUACCCGUCCCAAUAUGAACAUGGCAACACUGUCGGACUGUUGCAGCCUUGCAACCGUUACAGAGAACUAAAAGAAAGUGAACAAUUACAUAUAAUGUAUAUCAAUAGUUGCGACUUUGCUAGACGCUAGUUAGUAGUUACAUUGUUAACAAUCGUCCAACAUAUCAAUUGCUAUAGGCUAUAGGUAAUAAUCAUAUUUUAUUAUUUCACUUUUCACUCUAUUUAUAAUAUCGUUUAAUAUAACAGUUAAUCUAAUAAUCUGUUUAUAGUUACUAAUAUUUCAAUUUACUUUUUAUUAUCUAAUUUACUAAAACACGGCGGUCGCGGUGUAAAUAAUAAAUUAAAACUUGUUGAUCAAGUAACUGUUGUACAAAUUGAACGAAUAUUUGUCUGGUGAUCAUCACCGCUGUAUCGAUGAAAUGUACGUGUAACGACAUUAUAAUAUAUUCGUUACACCAAUAGAAUUAUUAGUUUGUAACGAAAAUAGCAGUAACGACCGAUCACAAUUUGUUAUCAUUUUUAAUUCAUUAGCCGUAAUUAUUGUAAACAUCUUAAUUAAAUAUUCACAAACAUUAACUUGGACUCAUUACCAUUCAUGAUACGUUUGAUAAGAUUAUUUAAUAUGCAUUAAGGAUAGAGCCGCGGUAAUCAACUUGUAACUCAUACAAUAACGUUUUAUUAUCCGAACGAGUCUCAAAUAUUAAUCGGUACAAUUGUACUAUAUUAAGAAAUUGCUAACGCAGAAAACCCGGUCUCACAGAGGUACAAAGUUGCAAAAGGUGUUAAAUUUUUCAAAGCUUUGGUGGCCAAUUUGCUGUAUUGUAGUUUCAAAUGCGUCCAAAAUUGUGUUAACGACGAUGAUCCAAACAUGGACUUCAUUGUGGAAUCUGAUGUUACAUCGAUCCACUGUUCUUGUUCAAUAGAUGACAAAUUUGUUGGAAGAUUAUACAUUUGCUGUGAUACUUUAAUACAUUAAGAGCAGUUAAUAUGGUGAAUAUGCAGUUUUUUUAAGUAUUUUUUGUGAUUAAUAAUUAGCAAAAUUUUGUUGAUAAUUUAUAUAUCAGACCAUUUUAUUUUAUCUUAUAUAUCUUUAAAAUAAAUAAUUAUUAAUACAAUUAUUACUUAAAAUAUAUCAUGUUUACACUAAUGAAAUUGGCAUUUCAUGCAUGCGAUGAAAGAAGCAAAUACUGGUAUAACACUAUCCCCAAAAAUGUUAUCAAAAUUGAUAUUAGAAGUUGUUGUGAUGAUCUUAUUCAAAUAACCAAGGGGAAAACAAGUGUAAAUAAUACAAAUACAGUAUGUGAAACUGCCUCAACAUAUGGACAUUUAGACUGUUUGAUGCUUGCUCAUCAGAUGCAAUUUUCUUGGAACAGUAAGACAUGUUCUGCUGCAGCCAGAAAUGGGCAAUUGGAAUGUUUAAUGUAUGCACAUGAAAAUGGAUGCUCCUGGAAUCAAUAUACAUGUUCUUUAGCUGCACUUAAUGGACAUAUAAAUUGUUUAAAAUAUGCACAUGAAAACAAUUGUCCGUGGAACUCGCAAACAAUAGACUGUGCUAUAAAAAAAGGAUAUUUAGAAUGUUUAACAUAUGCUCACGAACAUGGAUGUCCAUGGGGUAUACUGUCAUGUGCUAUGGCAGCUAUUAAAGGACAUUUGGAGUGUUUAAAAUAUAGUUUCGAAAACGGAUGUAAUUGGGACGAAACUACGUGCAUGAUGUCAGCAUAUUAUGGACAUCUUAACUGUUUGCAAUAUGCGCAUGACAAUGGUUGCCCAUGGGGCCCUAUGACCAGUAUUUUUGCUGCAAAGUCUGGAAACUUAAAAUGUUUGAUAUAUGCUCAUGAGAAUGGGUGUGCUUGGGAUAUGGGUACAACUUACAAAGCAGCAGAGGAAGGAAAUUUGAAUUGUCUGAAGUAUGCUCAUAAAAAUGGAUGCCCAUGGGAUGAGAAUAUAACCUAUAUUGCUGCAUUUAAUGGUAACCUUAAAUGCUUAAAAUACGCCCAUAAACAUGGAUGCCCAUGGGAUGAAUCAACAAGUUUAGCAUGUGUCAAAAAUGGAUCUUUUAAUUGUUUAUUAUAUGCUCGUCGAAACGGAUGUCCUCUCAAUGGUGUUACACGCAGACUUAUUAUCAAGAAUAAACGGCUAAAAACAAAAACUAAAAAAUUGCUUUUAGGUCUGGAAAUAUGAAAUUACUCAUUAAGUAGUUUUUGUGUUAUUAUUGACUGUGGUCAAUAAUAUUAAAAGUAUUAGUUAUUUUAAAUUUGUUUCCCACAACAAAAUAGCUAAGACCAUUUAAUUCUACAUAACAUUUGACAGUAAAAUUGGUUUUGUUAGUUAAAAGUCAUAAGCCAGAUUUAUAACUCUUCUAUAAGUAUCCAAACUUCAAUUUUUUUUUAUAUAAAAAUAUUUAAUGAAUUUAAUAUGUUUAAGAUUGCAAAAAUAAAUAUUUUUAAAUUUAAAAUAAAAUAAUUAUUGUAUUAUAUUAUCAAAAAAGAGUCUAAA